Olea europaea var. sylvestris is the source of this 1529-nucleotide messenger RNA. Its product is annotated as U4/U6 small nuclear ribonucleoprotein Prp31 homolog. The transcript is spliced from 9 exons. The coding region runs from base 93 to 1529 and encodes 478 amino acids. Lineage: Eukaryota; Viridiplantae; Streptophyta; Magnoliopsida; Lamiales; Oleaceae. Gene Ontology annotation, biological process: mRNA splicing, via spliceosome; spliceosomal tri-snRNP complex assembly. Gene Ontology annotation, cellular component: U4/U6 x U5 tri-snRNP complex; U4 snRNP; precatalytic spliceosome. The record is from RefSeq and is a predicted model, not a curated record.
AUCAGCGGUUGUCUCCUGGUAAGUAUUCUCAAAACACAUUCUUUAUUCGGAUUUCGAUUCCCGUUCUGGCUGCUUCGGAAGAAGCUUAAAUAAUGGCAACUCUUAAUGAUUCAUUCCUGGCAGAUCUCGAUGAAUUGUCUGAUACUGAGGCUAAUCUUGAUGAGAAUAAUGGGGAAGAUGAGGACAUGGAAGAAGAUGUAAAUGGGGACUUGGCAGACAUAGAAGCACUUAAUUACGAUGAUCUGGAUAGUGUUUCCAAACUACAGAAAACAGAGCGCUACACUGAUAUUAUGCAGAAAGUUGAAGAUGCACUAGAUGAAAAGGGUUUUGAAACCUCAGAUAAAGGAAUUGUUUUGGAAGAUGAUCCAGAGUAUCAGCUAAUAGUUGAAUGUAAUGCUUUGUCGGUCGAUAUUGAAAAUGAACUAGUGAUCAUCCACAAUUUUAUCCGUGAUAAGUAUCGCCUGAAAUUUCCGGAGCUUGAAUCUCUUGUUCAUCACCCAAUUGAUUAUGCUCGGGUAGUUAAAAAGAUUGGGAAUGAGAUGGAUCUGACCCUUGUUGAUCUGGAAGGACUCCUACCAUCUGCUAUUAUUAUGGUCAUUUCUGUAACCGCAUCAACUACCAGUGGCAAACCACUCCCAGAGGAUGUUUUACAAAGGACACUUGAUGCAUGCGAUCGGGCUCUUGCUCUAGAUUCAGCAAAGAAAAAGGUCCUCGAUUUUGUGGAGAGUCGAAUGGGAUAUAUUGCUCCAAAUCUUUCUGCUAUAGUUGGAAGUGCUGUUGCCGCUAAACUUAUGGGUACUGCUGGUGGUCUUGUUGCAUUAGCAAAGAUGCCCGCUUGUAAUGUUCAGCUUCUUGGCGCCAAAAAGAAGAACUUGGCAGGGUUUUCAACAGCAACAUCUCAAUUUCGUGUGGGUUAUCUAGAGCAAACAGAAAUAUUUCAGAGCACUCCUCCUUCCUUGAGGAUGCGUGCCUGCCGACUUUUGGCGGCAAAAUCUACACUCGCAGCACGUGUAGACUCUACAAGAGGAGAUCCAACCGGAAAAAAUGGAAGAUCUUUCCGAGACGAGAUUCUUAAGAAGAUUGAGAAGUGGCAAGAGCCCCCUCCUGCCAAGCAGCCUAAACCUCUUCCAGUUCCUGACUCUGAGCCCAAGAAAAAGAGAGGCGGUCGACGACUGAGGAAGAUGAAAGAAAGAUAUGCUAUUACAGAUAUGCGGAAGUUGGCGAAUAGGAUGCAGUUUGGAGUUCCAGAGGAGAGUUCUUUAGGUGAUGGGCUGGGGGAAGGAUACGGAAUGCUUGGUCAGGCUGGAAAUGGCAAGUUACGUGUAUCAGUUGGUCAGAGCAGACUUGCUGCCAAAGUAGCCAAGAAGUUCAAGGAGAAGAAUUAUGGAAGCAGUGGGGCUACUUCGGGGCUGACUUCAAGUUUGGCCUUCGAUGCUAUGGAACAGUUACAGAAGAAGGGGAAGGGGAAAGGGAAGAGAAGAGAAGAAGAGAAAGGAUGGGCAAAGAGAGAAGAAGAGAGGGAGGAAUAG